This is a messenger RNA of Rhizophagus irregularis DAOM 181602=DAOM 197198, 1021 nucleotides long. RefSeq lists its product as uncharacterized. Lineage: Eukaryota; Fungi; Glomeromycota; Glomeromycetes; Glomerales; Glomeraceae. The record is from RefSeq and is a predicted model, not a curated record.
AAAAAAUUUUUAUCAAUUUUUUUUAAAACUUUCGAAUAAUGUCAUUCUUCUAUGGAGUUGAUGUUGACGAUGAACAACAAAGAAUAUUUGUUCUUGACAUAUGCACAGAAAUUUUAUCUUCUUCCACGGAUACCUAUAAUUGUUUUGACAUUUCUAAAUAUAAAGGUCUUUAUAUUGAUAAGCUGCUUAAAUUAGUAUUUCAAUCGAAUGAUGUUAACGCACAUCUUCUUCAUCAUUCACUUGUUCGUGUUGACUUUAAUGAAAAUACAUUAGCGAAUGUUUUAAAAAUUUGUAAAGUAUGGUUUCAACCUUAUGUUAGAAAUUUAAAGAGAACAGACAGAGAGAAAAGAAGAGAAUGGGAUCAGAAUAAAAAUAUUUAUCAUCCAGAAGAAAAAAUGAAGAAUUAUUUAAUUAAUAAUAUUGACAAAAUUUUCCCCGGUUUCAAUUAUCUUGUUGAUUUCGAAUGGUGUGUUAAUGAAGAUUAUCUUCAUUAUGGAAUCGGUGAUUUGAUUUUUGGAUCAGAUUAUGGUGUUUAUAUUGUUAUUGAAACUAAGUGGCUUAAUACUAAUACUGGAAAAACUGCCCAAGUAUCUAGAAAUAUCGCUAGAAAUAAAGUUAAAUACCAAUCUAUAACAUAUAAAAAAUAUGCGCAAGAAAAAUUUGCGCUAAAAGUAAUUGGAGCUUCAGUUACGAAUGAUGAAGAAAACGCUAUUCAGUUUGUAGAUAAUCAAGAUGAAAGAAUCGCCUCAAUUAUUAAAUAUUAUCAUUCUGAAUGGGGGACAUUUAAAACUAUUCUAUAUUAUGUCAUAAUUUUUCCAAUAAAAUUAGUCGUUACUGUAAUUGGUGUAAUAAUAUUUUCAGCAAUUAUUACUGUACUUAUAGGAUCAAUUAUGAAAAAUACCAUUAAAUAAUUUUUUGACGGAUUAAGAAAUAAUAUUUUAUUAUUUUAAAUUUAGGUUUUUAUUUUCUACGCACCCGCGUGAAUGCAGGGUGUGCUAUAUAUAUAAUGAAAUAAAUAAAU